This is a messenger RNA of Saxophila tyrrhenica, 549 nucleotides long. RefSeq lists its product as uncharacterized. The transcript has 2 exons. The record is from RefSeq and is a predicted model, not a curated record. Bases 1 to 549 code for a protein of 182 amino acids. Lineage: Eukaryota; Fungi; Ascomycota; Dothideomycetes; Mycosphaerellales; Extremaceae.
AUGGAGCGCCUCCGCGAGAAGCCGUGGGAUCUGCCUGAAGUCUUCUACAGAGUGCAAUACCCCGGCUGCGGCACCAUCCUGAACGACGGCGGCUCGCUUCAAGCCUCCGAUACCACGACUACCUAUGGCGAGAACGACUUGGUCUCUUUCGGCCAAUCGCUGAUCAACCAGUUCAUUUGGGGCCACCGCGGGUCACCCUACAUCUCCGUCUUCUCCGACAUCGAGCACGCGGCGAAAUGGGCAGUCAAGUACUCUCGCGACCACAAUGUCAAGACUGUCGUGUACAAGAUCUACAGGCACGCGUUGCAAGACACUCUUGUGUUCUCAGUCCGCAACCUGGAGUUGCGGCGGGGUGUCCGGAUCCCUGAGGUUUCCAGUCAGCACCGGCAGAACGGCUACCUCUGCUUGCAUCGCAUCCCUGCCGGUGCUGUCAAGCGGUGUCUCGACAACAACGAGGUCGAAGAAAGCAAGCAGGACAUGCGUGAAGCCGACAGAUGGGAGCGAUACCAGAGGAUGUAUGGGCCGUACACCUUCGGUGACAAGGAGUAG